AUGGCACCUCAAACGCGCAAGAGAAACUACAACCAAAAUACAACAAAAGAUGCAUCUGCGGAGAAACAGACAUCGGAAGAAAAGCGCAAGCUGCCUGUAAGAGCCAAAGAUGGUGACUCCAGUGACGGUGCGACGCCAACUUUAACGGAAUCAAAGGGCACCAAGGUGGUUUUUGGAGAUGACGACAAUGACAACCCGGCGCCUCCCCCUGUGGUAGUUCCAAAACCUGAUGUGCAGGUAGAGAAAGAUGAGGAAGACGAAAGUGACGAUGAAGCGCCCGAGGCCGUAUCAACUUCCAAGGCGGCCUCUGAUAUCAAGAAAUCCAACCAAGCAGCUCAGAAAGCAGCACAGGAAGAGGCUGCUGUACAAAAGCGUAAGCGUCGGGAAAGGGAUGAUUUCUUCAAGCAGCAAGCUGAAGAGCGCAAGAAGUUGGAGGAGCAAGAGAAGGCUGGGGCAAAUGAAGAAGCGUCCGUUGAAGAGGGGCCUGCGCAGCCACUCAUCCAACGAACCAAAGCAGGGAAAGCCGUGAAUCUGUUACCCGCCGAGUUUUUGACAGAUUCCAGCGAGGACGAGGACGAUGGGAUUGACGAUCAACCAGAGGAACGUCCAAGGAAACGCCGUGUUGCCACUGUGGAAAGAAGCCUGGCCCGCCAGCAAAGGGGACCUAGGGAUGAGCGGGUAGGCUCAACUGUCUACCGCGUUGCCAAAAAGACAGAUGAGAGGAUGGUACCUAAGUUGAAGAAGCAUGCAAAGAACUCUAAAGAUAUUCUCUUGAAGAGAAACCGAAGUGUCACGAAGCAACGGUCUGGUUUCUUCGUCAGGUAG
Molecule: messenger RNA, 825 nt
Organism: Fusarium mangiferae
Lineage: Eukaryota; Fungi; Ascomycota; Sordariomycetes; Hypocreales; Nectriaceae
Exons: 2
Coding region: 1-825 (274 amino acids)
Biological process (GO): rRNA processing
Molecular function (GO): snoRNA binding
Source: RefSeq, a predicted model, not a curated record